Alternaria rosae is the source of this 3150-nucleotide messenger RNA. RefSeq lists its product as uncharacterized. The record is from RefSeq and is a predicted model, not a curated record. The transcript has 3 exons. NCBI's taxonomy places the organism in Eukaryota, Fungi, Ascomycota, Dothideomycetes, Pleosporales, Pleosporaceae. The coding region runs from base 70 to 2883 and encodes 937 amino acids.
CAUGACCACCUGCACCUGCAUCUUCAACACCACGUCCAUGCUUCACUAUGGUCAAUUGAGCUUCGACAAAUGCCUCUACUGGUUGCGCGACAAUGGCCAGUCUUGAGGCGCGCCGCUGCCGCCGCUCGUCCUCUGCGCUGUCCCUCAAUCAUACCGGAUAGACGCGCAAACUUCGAUCAAUUCAAAGCAUACCACGCACCCAUUCGUCGUCACUGGGGCAUAAUUGUACCACCGUCUGUGGGAUCCCAUCCACACGAUCUUGUUAAGCAUAUCACUCCUCCACCACUGGACGUUGCCCGUCAAAGGACCUUCUGUGUCUUCUUUGUCACGCCUUCGUAUGCGCACUAUUUACUGGACGAUGACGCUUUCCUCCGCAACGCUCUUCUGCAGGCUUACGAAAAUGCGGCCGACAUACCGGAUCUCCAAAUACAUGCACUGUGUGCUGUCGUAGACAAACUUCCCGUCAGCAGGAUAGGGGAGAAGAACCCUACUCAGCCGCCUCUUGCUGGAGCCGGGUUUGAAGGAAUAUCCUACGCGAUUCUUCCGUCCGAUACUUCCGUACCGUCUCAAGAACUAUCGCCAUCGGACAAGAGUGCUAUCGAUUUCAUAUUUGCCGAACACAACGUCGAGGACACCGUCUAUCGUGACACAUUGCGAUUGCCUCUUGCGAAUACUGUCUUCCAGACAGGUACGCCAUCCACCAUGAUCCUGUCGACUUGGACCCUAGAUGCAAAUCGUCAAAUAACUCCUGUGUCCAAGACCAGCAUUUCUCAUCAUGGAAUCCGCUUAGUCAAGCAACAGAAGGACUCUGCUGCCGCUCUCCACGUUCCAUUAAUUCCACUGACAAUGCCCCGCAUAGUCAACGGCUGCAUGGGCAACAUCAUCCGCAGGGUUAUCGGGCCUGACGGUAAAUCUCUACAGGCAUCGUCGGAACUUGAGAAUGUUGUUCCCAGAUUCUUCAAAUCGCGAGGACAGCCUGCGCAAGCGACUGCAGCUUGGGCACUAGUGAUACCCGAUGAGCUGAGGGCCGUUAUCGCCGCUCGAACAGAUGAGAUCCUCUCUAGCUUGCCAACAGACAAUCAAAGUCCGGUCUCCGAGCACGCAAAUGCAUGGGAGCGUCUAUGGCGCAGUGAUCCUCCUCUCUAUAAUACGCUGGUGUCGCAAGCACUCACUGAGGGAGCACGUCUCCAUCGAGUCUUGAGUGGUGGAGGCGGAUGGGGAAAGAAAGCUGGCUUAUUAUCGUUGGAUCCUGCACCGGCCAUUCCAGCUGCGGACCCGUCAAAGGAUGACGAUUUCUUCAGCAUGAUCAGUGAUCCCCAAGACUUCGAGUCAACUCUUACGCCAGUGGUGCGAGACGGUGACUCGAUACAGUUCUUCAUCUCUCCGAAAUCAGAUCUUGAACAGUUGGCUCAAAAGUCCGGUCACAGAGGGACGAUCAGAUCGGCUGCAUUUGGGAAAAAGAUCAAUUGGGGCUGGGAGGUGGGCACAAUUCCUAGCACGGUGGACUCGAUCCCUGGGGAGUUGUCGCAACACAGUGAGAUUAAAGGGGACAAAAUAUUGAGCUUUCGUGGCUUUGGUGCGCUGAGUGAAGGAGCGAUGACGCUUACACAGCACGCUCGGGUAGAUGAAGGCAGGCUCCACAGCGUCACUACUACGGUCGAUGUUCCCUUUUCUCGUUUCCGGACGAUACGUAAAGAUGGAGCUACGCCUGAUGACAAGAACGAGGACGAGGACUCAAUUCAUGAGCCAAAUACACCGAAAUAUGUGCCAUCCAUCCGUGCGCAAGUGCCGACCCCCGAGGUCCCAGUCGCUGUACCCGAACUCUCUAACGCAGUGGCCCUCAAAGAGCCAUCGCGACCCCCUCCAAGACUGACAGUAGCUGAAUUGGUCCGCAAACUCAAAAUAGAAGGCCAAUCUACUUCCGGUCGGCUCCGUGUUCGGACAGCGAACGCAAUAUUGCGCAGAUUCGAGAAGUUCUUCGAUCAACACAAGACGAAGCAUACAGCUGUCAUGUCAGAAAUUCGACAGCGCCACUGUCUAUUGAUGGCUGUGAGGUUCAGGACGCUUAUGGUCGAUGCAACGGAUCUGAUGGAAGAGGCUGAUUCCAUUUUGGACGGCGUCAAUCGCAAACUUGUGAGAAGGGUUCCCGCUAAGGAGAGAGAGAAGUCAAAGACCGAGAGGCUAGAGAGGAACGCGGAGAAGAGGGAGAAGAAGAGGGCGCAGAAGGCUGAAAAAGCGGCACAGGAAGAAAAGCGUGCUAGGAGAAAGGUCAUGACGAACGCGGUGUUGCCAACAGCGACGGGUGCGCCAAUCCGCAAGUUUGCCUCCUAUGGAAUGUCUACAGCAGCCGAGAUCAACAAGAGACUGCAGCCUGCCGUCUCUGAAGUCUCCCGUCUGACUGAAGAGGCGAGAGCUAUCAUGGCUGCUAUUCAACACACCAAACCACACAUCCGCAGAAUGCCCGUCUCAAAGCUGGCAACAGCCCAAGCCUUCAACCAAACGCUAGGUUACGCCGUUCAAGAGAUCCUCCGUCUGACGGAGGAAGCACGCACUAUAAUGAUCACCAUCCGGCAACGCAAACGACAAUACAGACGGCAACGCACCCAGCAAACUCGGCGCCGCAGGCGCAUUCGACGCGUCAGCCCGCCUGUACACAUUGUGCGCUACCCGUCUCGGAGCUGGAUGGUGCGGAAGAAGACUGUGCCUGCGUUACCGAAAGGUAAACGGUCCGAGGGAAUCAGGACAGUGAUGCAGCGGCAGCCGGGAUUCAGAGCAGCGACCCAACGGCAGUCAGUAAUACAAGAGAGGAAACAGAAAAGAGAUGAACUUGCGGCUACGGUGGCGUCUUGGCUCGGUGGCGGUGGGAGUACUAGUAACGAUUAAAGCGGGCUUGAAUCCUUGCUUACCACUGCGGAGAACGAUGAAAGGAGGGACAGGAGGGGUGGGCGGAGGCGACGGAGUUGAGUGGAUGUGGAGGAUUGUUGAUAAAGAGUGAGGAUGUAAUUGCAAGAUGAUGUAUAACUACUUCUAGGAGAAUGAAGACUACAUUAAUAUCGGUGCUCGAGAAACUCAUUGCAGGUACGCAUACCCCAUCCUCAUCUUUGUGUACCGCAUGCAAAGGAUACUUCCACGGGUCAUCUCAUCUCACGU